This is a messenger RNA of Glycine soja, 775 nucleotides long. RefSeq names its product dirigent protein 22-like. The record is from RefSeq and is a predicted model, not a curated record. NCBI's taxonomy places the organism in Eukaryota, Viridiplantae, Streptophyta, Magnoliopsida, Fabales, Fabaceae. Bases 34 to 642 code for a protein of 202 amino acids. The transcript has a single exon.
UAAUCUUCCUUACUUGAGUUACUUCCUACACCCAUGGCUAAUUCAAAAACUCUCUCGUCCACUUUCUUCACCUUCCUAACCCUUACCUUUCUUUUCUCCUUCCUAGUCACUGCCAAUUACUACCAAAAUAUCCCUCCAACAUACCUAGGUUUCCAUGAGGAGAAGCUCACCCAUUUUCACUUCUAUUUUCAUGAAGUUGUUACGAGCCAAAAGCCUUCCCUUGUCAUAGCCACCGAGCCCCUAAAGGGUAAGUCCAAUUGUCCCCUUCCAUUUGGGUCCAUAGUGGUGAUGGAGGACCCAUUAACAAUUGGGCCCGAACUUGACUCCAAACUGGUGGGAAAGGCCCAAGGAUUUUACAUAUCUUCUGCCCAAACGGAGGGUUUGGAGUUGGAGUUGGUCAUGGGGAUGACCUUGGCGUUCAUAGAAGGGGAAUACAAUGGCAGCACACUAAGUGUGUUAGGGAGAAACGCCAUCUUCUCUCAAGUUAGGGAAAUGCCAAUUAUUGGUGGAACGGGUGCUUUUCGCUUUGCACGUGGCUUUGUUCAAGCUAGGAGUGUCAAGGUUGAUUACCAAAAAGGAGAUGCUACCGUGGAAUACAACGUAUACGUGCUCCAUUAUUCAUCUCACGAGGACUUUAACUAGGCCUAUACUAUUUCCACCCGUAGUUUCAUUGCUAUAAGAGUUUUAUUCACGUGUGUGAGUUAGCACUAUAAUUUAUAGAAUUUGUAUCAUAGUUUAUUUUAUAAAUCUGAUAAAAUUUUUGUGAGUUUAUAAA